AUGGGUUUGCUAACUGAGGGAAGCCCUCUAUCAUGGGACGAAACGAAGGCAUUGGCAGAACACGUUCGUCAGCAUGGUAUAGAACAAUUUAUAAACUUAUACCGAAAACUUCGUGACCGUACUGGAGAUGUGCUGAAAUGGGGAGAUGAAGUGGAAUACAUCAUAGUAAAAUUUGAUGAUGAAAAUGAACGUGCUACAGUCAGUUUGAGAGCUGAUGAACUUUUACCGAAAUUACAAGAGAAGGAGCAUGCAGAUCCACAGAAUGUAAAAUCAUUAUGGCGUCCAGAAUAUGGGGCUUAUAUGAUUGAAGGUACUCCAGGAAAGCCUUAUGGUGGUUUAUUAGCACACUUCAACAUUGUGGAGGCUAACAUGCAAUAUCGUAGAGCAGAGGCCAGUAUGUUAUUGAAAAGUGGAGAAGUAAUAAUGAGCAUCACCAACUUUCCAAGAUUAGGAUGUCCAAACUUUACCAGUCCACCAUACAAACCAAACCCUAAAAAGGGAGUGACAUUAUCACAUUAUUUCCCAGAUGAAGCAAUUUUCCCAGGACAUCCUCGUUUUAAAACACUAACUUCAAAUAUUCGGAAAAGAAGAGGACAGAAAGUUGCUAUCAAUUUACCAAUAUUUAGGGAUGUAAAUACAAAAAUACCUGUGGACAAUUCACAUAUACUGGAACCAGGUGUAGCUGAACCUGAUUGUGUUUACAUGGAUGCUAUGGGCUUUGGUAUGGGAUGCUGUUGUUUGCAGCUCACUUUUCAAGCAUGUUGCAUUACAGAAGCACGCACACUCUACGAUCAGCUUGCACCAUUAUGUCCGAUUAUGCUUGCGCUGUCUGCCGCCUCGCCAAUCUACCGCGGCUUCUUAACUGACGUUGAUUGCCGCUGGAAUGUCAUCGCUGCGUCAGUAGAUUGCCGUACUAAGGAGGAACGUGGCCUCGAGGCACUCAAAACCAACAAGUUCCGUAUUCACAAGUCGAGAUAUGACUCCAUCGAUUCAUAUCUAUCACCGGAUCAUGAAAAGUACAAUGACAUUCCCAUAGUGCACGACCCAGCGAUCUACAGGCGGUUGCGCGAGGGUGGCAUUGACCAUCCAUUGGCGUUGCACGUCGCCCACCUUUUUAUACGCGAUACCGUUUCCCUCUUCACCGAGAAAGUCAACCAAGAUGAUGAAAAUGAUACCGAUCAUUUUGAAAACAUCCAGUCGACGAACUGGCAGACGAUGAGGUUCAAACCGCCUCCGCCCAACUCGUCGAUCGGCUGGCGCGUGGAGUUCCGCCCUUGCGAAGCACAACUCACUGACUUCGAAAACGCCGCAUACGUGUGUUUUGUUGUACUUCUCACGCGCGUCAUACUCUCUUACCGCCUCAACUUUGUCAUGCCGAUUAGCAAGGUGGACGAGAACAUGCAGCGUGCGCAACGCCGCGGCGCGUGCGCGACGCAGCGUUUUUGGUGGCGACGAGACGUGGGCGCGCCGGCCGACGUCGCCACGCAGGCCACUGACCAGCACGACAACUACGCCGAGAUGACCGUGGACGAGAUCGUCAACGGAAAGGAGGGCGUAUUCCCCGGGCUGAUCCCGCUGAUCGAAUCCUACUUGUCGGGAAUGGACGUGGACGCGGACACUCACUGCUCGGUGCAGCAGUACCUCAAGCUCAUUCAGCGUCGCGCCAGCAACGAGAUCUCCACCAUGGCCACCUGGAUGCGCGAGUUCGUCACUAACCACCCGCAGUACCAAAAAGAUUCCAUCGUAUCCGAGAAAAUUAACUACGACUUGCUGAAAACGGCACAUGGUAUUCAAACUGGCAAGAUUCCAGCGCCUACCCUACUUGGCAGUAGCAAUGUGUCCAAGACUAAUGAAGACAUUCCUAAAGCAUUUAGCAAAAUGAUGAGCAAAGAUUGUCCCUAG
Parnassius mnemosyne (clouded apollo) is the source of this 1902-nucleotide messenger RNA. Lineage: Eukaryota; Metazoa; Arthropoda; Insecta; Lepidoptera; Papilionidae. The record is from the annotation of a GenBank genome assembly.